Messenger RNA from Anolis carolinensis (green anole), 3244 nucleotides. Its product is annotated as keratin, type II cytoskeletal 5. Gene Ontology annotation, cellular component: keratin filament. Gene Ontology annotation, molecular function: structural constituent of skin epidermis. Lineage: Eukaryota; Metazoa; Chordata; Lepidosauria; Squamata; Anolidae. The coding region runs from base 91 to 1989 and encodes 632 amino acids. Gene Ontology annotation, biological process: keratinization; intermediate filament organization. The transcript is spliced from 9 exons. The record is from RefSeq and is a predicted model, not a curated record.
GGGGUUCUGCCUUCAUUCUCCGCUCUUUUCCUGCAGCUCUGCUUGUAGUCAAAACCUUUCUUCACCUUUCUCUCUCUGAACAAAGUCAUCAUGAGUCGUAUAUCCUAUCGAGCAUCCACUGGAGGAGGAAGCAGAGGCUUCACCUCUGGCUCUGCAAUUGUUGGUGGCGGCGGCGGUGGUGGUGGUGGGAGAUCAAGUUUUAGCUCCUACUCUGUGUCUCGGGUUGGAGGAGGAAGAGCUGGAGGUGGUGGUGGUGGCUAUGGGCUCGGCGGUGGAUUUGGUAGCCGAAGUCUCUACAACAUUGGUGGAAACAAGCGGAUCUCCUAUAGUACCAUUGGUGGAGGUUACCGAUCUGGCUUUGGUGGUGGUGGAGGAUUUGGUGCUGGUGGUGGAGGAUAUGGUGCUGGUGGUGGAGGAUAUGGUGCUGGUGGUGGAGCAGGAGGUUUUGGGUUUGGUGUUGGCCUUGGUGGUGGCGGCGGCGGCUUGGGUUUUGGUGGGCCUGGGUAUGGAGGACCUGGUGCUGGCUUUGUGGUAGGUGGUCCAGGUUUUAGUGGAAGAGGUGGCCCUGGAUUUCCAGUUUGCCCUCCUGGUGGGAUACAGGAGGUGACCAUCAAUCAGCACCUCCUACAACCCCUGAAGCUUGAAAUUGAUCCAGAAAUCCAAAGAGUGCGCACAAAUGAAAGGGAACAGAUCAAGACUCUCAACAAUAAAUUUGCCUCUUUUAUUGACAAGGUCCGGUUCUUGGAACAGCAAAACAAAGUCCUUGAAACCAAAUGGGAUCUUUUACAACAGCAGGGGACAACUUGUCAACAAAGCACUAUGGAGCCCCUGUUUGAUGUAUACAUCACAAACCUCCGGAGGCAGCUCGAGGCUCUGACAAAUGAACGGGGAAGGCUGGAUUCAGAACUGAGGAACAUGCAAGAUAUGGUUGAAGACUAUAAGAACAAAUAUGAAGAUGAAAUCAACAAGCGUACAGGUUCAGAAAAUGAAUUUGUGGUGCUUAAGAAGGAUGUUGAUGGUGCCUAUAUGAACAAGAUUGAACUGGCUGGCAAAUUUGAAUCCCUGAAUGAUGAAAUUGAGUUCCUGAAAGCAAUGUAUGAUGCGGAACUAUCACAGAUGCAGCAACACGUAUCUGAUACUUCUGUUGUGUUGUCUAUGGACAACAACAGAUGCCUGGACUUGAACAGCAUCAUUGCAGAAGUCAAGGCACAAUAUGAAGACAUUGCCCAGAGGAGCCGAACCGAAGCUGAAUCAUGGUAUCAAACCAAGUAUGAAGAGCUACAGGUCUCUGCUGGGCGUCAUGGUGAUGACCUGCGCAACACAAAGACAGAAAUUUCUGAGCUCAACCGGAUGAUCCAGAGGUUGCGUAGUGAAAUAGAUUCCUUUAAGAAACAGUGUGCCAAUCUUCAGGCAGCUAUUGCUGAGGCUGAGGAUCGUGGGGAGAUGGCCCUCAAGGAUGCCAAGCAUAAACUGAGUGAAUUGGAGGAAGCCCUGCAGAGAACAAAGCAGGACCUUGCUCGGCAACUCAAGGAAUACCAGGAGCUGAUGAACGUCAAACUGGCCCUGGAUAUUGAAAUUGCCACCUACAAGAAGCUGCUGGAAGGAGAGGAAAUCAGGUUGGCAGAAGGUGUUGGAAAUGUGGGCUACACUGUGGUCAGCAGCAGCACCAGCACUGGCUAUGGAGGAAGUGGCCUUGCUUUGGGAGGCGGCGGCGGCGGCGGACAUGGUUUUGGAGGAGGAUUUGGAGGAGGAUCUGGCGGAGGAUAUGGAGGAGGAUCCGGAUAUGGACUCGGAGGCGGUGGCAGCAGCUAUUCCAUUGGUGGUGGCAGCGGCUUUGGUGGUGGGAGCGGGUUUGGCUCUGGGGUCAGUCUGGGGGGUGGUAGUGGCUACAGUUCUGGAGGGGGGCGCGUCUCAAGUGGAGGAGGAGGAGGAAGCUCUAGUGUGAAAAUUGUAUCUAAGACCACUUCAACUAAGAAAAUGGCCUAUUAAAAGUCGUCCUGUCCUGAGUGUCUGUUGGUAUGGCAAUUUCCCAGUAGAAGUACUUCAACCCAUGGUGUAAAUAACUCAGCAAAGCUUUUUCCCUCUGAUACUUUUCACCUUUUCCACAUGCAUUUGGCUGCAACCUGGAUCCAGAUGUUUGUAACCAGCUCCAACACUGCUGACCCAGUCCACGGCUCAUCCUUCCACUUGCAGAAAAAGAUAUUUCUGUAGGUGAAUCAGGUGUAGCAAGUGGAUCUUAGCUUGAUACGCAGAGGGGUAAAUCCACAUUGUCAAGUGAACUAUAUGUUGACCUCUUAGAAGAAAAGUCUACUUUAAGCAACAGAAAUUCUCUCUGUAUGUCACUGGGAAUAGAGUAGGCCUAUGAGUAUAUGAAAUAGGGUCUGAUACAUAAUAUGAUAUAAAUUCACAAAAGUAUUUUGUUAGAAAGGAAUGCCAGUGUAUUGUUUUGAUUACCUCCAGAGUCACACCAGGCAUUCUGUAAUGAAAUCAUGGGAUUUGCCUAUUUCAACAAACUCACGUGCCACUCAUAGGAACCUAGAUCUGUAAUGAAGGACAAAUUGUCUAUUAGAAAGUGUAAUCUGUUUCUAUUAGUGUAAUCUGUUUUUGAGACCCAGCUAAAGGCUACAUGAUUGGUUCAACUUAUCAACAACCUGUUUUCACUCAAGAGAGGGUCUAGCUUGUCUGUUCUCCUAGUUUGUGCAACAACAAGAAACCCACAAUCCAUUUAGCACAGUAUCAAUUUUAAAUGUGUAUUUGGUUCCUUUUCCUGCCAAUGGGAUUUCAUAAUGCACGUAAUAUUCUCUGCUUUCAGUAGUACACUUGGAUAGACAACUAUAGUAAAUGUGAUGGAGGAUUUGGGUUGGCAAGCAGAUUGCAUGGAUUUGGUUCACUCCGAACAUGCUUCUGAAGAUCUUUUCACCUGUUUGAACAUGUUCUUUGUAAUUUCAAACAAGAGACAGUUACAACGUUAAUGAACCAUGAAAGUACCAGGUCUUGCCAAAAGAAAACAAUUUGGAGACAUCUGUGAUAAGAUCUGUUCCCACCCUGUGUUCCAACACGCUCCAGUCCCUGUUUUUUUUUUAACUACAAAACACCUUUGAUUCUUGUCUUUGAAGUGUAAGCACCAUUGGAAAAGGUGAUUGCUUCUGCUGUUGCUAUUUUGUGAACUGUAACACUGAAUUCUAUUGCUUGAUUCUAAUGGCUAAGGCUGCAUGACAAAUAAAGAGCAACUGUCAUUUUUAAA